Exophiala mesophila is the source of this 1345-nucleotide messenger RNA. RefSeq lists its product as uncharacterized. Gene Ontology annotation, cellular component: transcription factor TFIID complex; SAGA complex. The record is from RefSeq and is a predicted model, not a curated record. Gene Ontology annotation, biological process: DNA-templated transcription initiation; RNA polymerase II preinitiation complex assembly. The coding region runs from base 210 to 1013 and encodes 267 amino acids. NCBI's taxonomy places the organism in Eukaryota, Fungi, Ascomycota, Eurotiomycetes, Chaetothyriales, Herpotrichiellaceae. The transcript has a single exon. Gene Ontology annotation, molecular function: RNA polymerase II general transcription initiation factor activity; protein heterodimerization activity; transcription coactivator activity.
ACCAACCUCAGAAUCAACCAACACGUCGACAUCUCUACGUCCCACGACAGCCAAUCAACUCUUUACCGUGAUUCUCCGUUCCGCUUUCAAAAUCGGUAACUGAGGCUGCUUUGUGUUUGGAGGAGCUGGCGCUGCUUCCUGCGCGUUGCGCUCUCCCCUCCCUUUCUUGACACCUUUCCACCUCCCUUCUCUCACCUGGAUUCCUCGACAUGAGUUCGCCAGCAAAUCCUCCUGGCCCUCUGACGCCGCCAGCGGAACCAGCACAAUCCCUUCCUCCAGCAGUACAGGCUGCUCAACCGUCGGCGAGCCAAGUCGAGGCACUACUAUCCCAACCCUUGACAUCCCUCUCAGAUAAUGGCAAUUCUCGCCGACCGCGGGAUCAUCGAUUGAUCCACCUCUUACUCGUGUCACAUGGAAUUGCCGCAUACCAACAGCGAGUUCCACUUCAGUUAAUGGACUUUGCAUAUCGGUACACAAGCUCCGUUUUGUCGGAUGCGUUACAUAUUCAGAACGAAGCGUAUGACCAAGCAGACACAGGCACGAGUGGCAAAGGUCGAGGGUCAAAACAGAACCCUAAACACGGCGAGGAAGGCGAUGUCAGCCUUGCAGCAUUGCGCAUGGCGAUCGGAUCCAAAAUGGGCCAUCAAUUCCAGAGCAGUCUGCCCAAAGAGUUCCUCAAGACAUUAGCGGACGAGCGCAAUCGGAUAUCACUAAGCUCACAAGCGCGCGACGGGGACCGAGGGGGUCCUAUGGUAGGAGGAGUCAAGCUACCACACGAGAAAUACUGUCUUACAGGAAUGGGUUGGGGCUUGAAGGACGAAUGGGACAGUGAAGGGGAGGAGACAGCGGAAGAGCUCGAGGCAGAUAAAGAUGCGGAGCCGGAAGAUCUGUUAAUGGAGGAUCGGCAAGAUGGAGAGGAUGAUGAGGAAGGGUUGGGAACUAUGGAAGACGUUUUCGGGCCUGAUGACGGCGGUGGUGACAAAGAUGGAGAUGCAGACAUGCAAGACCUCUGAGCAUUCAAUUUGGUUUGGUUUGGAUGGCGGACAAUUGAUGGCGCCUUUGACAAAGCAUGAUACCCCGGGCCAGUGAAUGAAUGGUAAAUGGAAUCAAUGACUUUAUGUGUAGACCUGACUUGGUCUCGAGGGUUCUUCUGUUGAUGAUCACGAGUGAAUGGUUUCUUGUUUGCACGUGACAUGGCCGGCUGGCAUCGACCAUCAAUGCUGUUGACUAAUAAUGGAGAAGCGGUUCGGUCUUCGCUUCAUGGUCAUUGCAGUAUUGUUCCCCGAAUAGAACUGAUUAGUGAGAUUGGUUCUCGUGGUGAGUCUCCAAUUCAGAGACAUAGCAG